AUUCGAGUGCGUGCUCUGCCGGCCUACUGCUGCCGUACGCGCAGCAGCAAGCUAGCUGCCGAGAUCUUUCGUCUUUCAUCAUCAUCUCCUUUUGCCUGCCACCAGUUGCUAGCUUUGCCUGCCACUUUGCACGUUGUGGCCGGGUGCCUGUGCCUCCAUCCAUUGGUCGAUCGGCAGCAAAGCUUAGCUAGCGUCUGUCGUCGAUCGAUCGAUCAUGGCGUCUGCUGUGAUUCUGACCCUGAUGCUCUGCGCGGCGGCGUCGUGGGUGGUCGCGGCGGCGGCGGCGCAGAACUACAGCGCCAUCUUCAACUUCGGCGACUCGAUCACGGACACGGGCAACCUGUGCACCAACGGCAGGCCGUCGCAGAUCACCUUCACGCAGCCCCCCUACGGCGAGACCUACUUCGGCACGCCGACGUGCCGCUGCUCCGACGGCCGCGUCGUCGUCGACUUCCUCAGCACUCAGUUCGGGCUGCCGUUCCUGCCGCCGUCCAAGUCGAGCAGCGCCGACUUCAAGCAGGGCGCCAACAUGGCCAUCACGGGCGCAACGGCCAUGGACGCCCCCUUCUUCCGCUCGCUCGGCCUCUCCGACAAGAUCUGGAACAACGGGCCCAUCAGCUUUCAGCUCCAGUGGUUCCAGCAGAUCGCCACCGCCGUCUGCGGACAAAGCUGUAAGAGCUACCUGGCCAACUCCCUGUUCGUGUUCGGCGAGUUCGGCGGCAACGACUACAACGCCAUGAUCUUCGGUGGAUACACCAUCGAGCAGGCCAGGAAAUACACACCCAAGAUCGUCAACACCAUCUCUAGAGGCAUUGAUAAACUGAUCGGACUGGGCGCGACGGACAUCGUCGUCCCGGGUGUCUUGCCCAUCGGGUGCUUCCCGAUCUACCUGACCAUCUACCAGAGCUCCAACAGCAGCGACUACGACGACCUCGGCUGCCUCAAGAGCUUCAACGACCUGUCCACGUACCACAACACCCUGCUGCAGAAGAGGGUGGACAUCAUCCAGAGCAGGCACAGGAAGACGGCGCGCAUCAUGUACGCCGACUUCUACUCCGCCGUCUACGACAUGGUCCGGAACCCACAGACCUACGGGUUCAGCUCGGUGUUCGAGACGUGCUGCGGAUCAGGCGGCGGCAAGUACAACUACCAGAACAGCGCGCGGUGCGGCAUGUCGGGCGCGUCCGCGUGCGCCAACCCGGCGACGCACCUCAGCUGGGACGGCAUCCACCUCACCGAGGCCGCGUACAAGCAGAUCACCGACGGCUGGCUCAAGGGGCCCUACUGCCGCCCGCCCAUCCUGCACAACUAAUUCCACUCAUGGAUAGAUGGAUGCUUUGCAUGGAGGCGGCGCGUUAUUUUUUAUAAAUAAUUUAUUUAUUUGUAUUUAUAUCCAUAUAAUUAGCUUGGUUGGAUUAAUUGGAUUAAUCGCGGCGGGGGUUAAAUAUUAUUGCGUUGGUUGGUCCUUCGUUCGACCAUUUUUGUUUGUUUGGAGGAGGUGUUUAUUAAUUGCGUUGCUCAAAAAAAUAAUUAAUGGCAAUUGUGAUAUAUAUAUAUAUAUGAGAUGACACUAUCGUGUUCA
Sorghum bicolor (sorghum) is the source of this 1582-nucleotide messenger RNA. RefSeq names its product GDSL esterase/lipase At5g45910. Bases 215 to 1312 code for a protein of 365 amino acids. The record is from RefSeq and is a predicted model, not a curated record. The transcript is spliced from 5 exons. Gene Ontology annotation, molecular function: hydrolase activity, acting on ester bonds. Lineage: Eukaryota; Viridiplantae; Streptophyta; Magnoliopsida; Poales; Poaceae.